GUUUUUGGCACCAGAAGUGCCCGGAAAGUCGUCGAAGAACGUCGCCAUCCACGGCAGCGCCGGCGAGCCCCUGCGCCUCGCCCGCGGCGGCUGGAUCACGCUCCUGCUCAACAACGCGUCCCACGCGGUCGUCCGCCACGUCGACGUCGCCGCGGCCCGCGACGGCGUCAACGUCAUCUCGUCGCGCCACGUCAAGCUCGACCGUUUGCACGUGCGCGGCGGCUCCGACGACGCCAUCGCGCUCAAGUCGGACUGGGCGCUGCGGCGCGUCCUGCCCAUGUACGACGUCCAGGUCACGAACUCCGUCGUCCGCUCGGAGAAGUGCAACGGCCUGCAGAUCGGCUCGGAGACCGUGGGCAACAUCUCCGACAUCUUAUUCCACAACGUGACGGUGCUCGGCGCCGCCAAGGCGGCCAUGUCCAUCGUGACCAUGGACGGGUCCCACAUCUCCCGGGUCCGCUACGAGCGGAUCCGCGCGCAGAACGUGCAGGCCCUGGCCUUCAUCGUCGUCGGCGCGCGCCUGCGGCGGCCGGGCAUCGGCGAUGCUCAAGUUGUGAUGGACGAGUGGAUCGGCACCAUUUCCGACGUGUCCAUCAACAACGUGCUCGCGCACAACCUCGAGCUCUACGUGGGCAGCGACUUGGCCGUCGACGCCUUCAUGGGUCACCUCGAGCUCGCGACGUCGGCCCCUUCCUCGCUCUACGCCAACUGCUUCCGGCGCCUCGGCCCGGCCUUCGAGGUCCUCGGCGCGGCGCGGUCGGCGCGGUCCAAGGCGCUCUGGGAGGGCGAGGACUCGCCCAACCGGCGGGCGCGCACCGCCGGGUCCGCCGCGCGUCGCGCGACCGCGGUCGAGGAGGGCCGGAGUGGAGGCAUCCGGAAGUACGCGACGCCCGCGGAGGCGGCGGCUGCGAAUCGCGCGACGAGCGCUGCGAAAAAUGCGAGGGUCAAGAGCGACGGGCGCGCGUGCUACCUGCCGGGCGGUUGCGACGGCUCGAGUGGCGGGUGCGAGAUGUUCGGGUGCGAGAUCCCCGAGGGCUACAAUUGCCGGCCGGCGCUGGUCGAGAUGCUCACGCACUGCGCGACCUGCCGCCGCCGCGCCAAGGUCAUCCUCGGGGCGCCGGAUCCUCGCUCCCCGGAUCUCAUCCCGGCGGCCGAGAAAUCGCCAGGGCCGUGGUUCUUCACGGCGCUGUCGCUCGCGAAGGCGGCGAACGUCUGCCCCGUCAUGGGGCAGUACAACGAGAGCCGCUACAAGUCGGCGGCGACGCUGGCCCGGGAGAAGCGGCGGCUGGAGGGUAAGUAG
Aureococcus anophagefferens is the source of this 1300-nucleotide messenger RNA. RefSeq lists its product as hypothetical. The annotation marks the transcript as partial. The record is from RefSeq and is a predicted model, not a curated record. The transcript has 3 exons. Gene Ontology annotation, molecular function: polygalacturonase activity. Lineage: Eukaryota; Pelagophyceae; Pelagomonadales; Pelagomonadaceae. Gene Ontology annotation, biological process: carbohydrate metabolic process.